Messenger RNA from Schizosaccharomyces cryophilus OY26, 2130 nucleotides. RefSeq lists its product as uncharacterized. The transcript has a single exon. Bases 1 to 2130 code for a protein of 709 amino acids. Lineage: Eukaryota; Fungi; Ascomycota; Schizosaccharomycetes; Schizosaccharomycetales; Schizosaccharomycetaceae. The record is from RefSeq and is a predicted model, not a curated record.
AUGAUUUACAUUAACUUUCCACUGGUUUACUCUUAUUUGGAUAUAGGCAAGAUCUUUCUGAAACCACUAGCUAGUUCAGUGUGUAUCUUUGCCGUUCUUUGCUUCUUCCAAAAUCUUGAAAGCAUUUUUUAUUUCUCUCAAGAUGUUCUUCUUUGGAUCGCUUAUGCUUGCUCUACUAUAACUAUCUUUACAUACUUGACCGUGGCUACUUUUUUAGAAACAAUUAUAAUCACUGUUCUUUUUCCGUUCAAGCUACUCUAUAAAAUUGGAAGCUUAUCAGUGAACGCAUCAAUUGUUGCUGUUCAGAAGUUUAUUAUAUAUGCAUCCUGGAUCUUAGGCUACCAAGAAACGCUUCAAGUUUGGUCUCAAUUUAAAGAAAGCUCACUGUACGAUUCAAAGUUUUAUAAACUUGAAAGCUGUUUUAGAAAAUUCCCCUCAGUUACCGCCUAUAUCUAUUGCCUAGAUGGAAAAGUGCAAUUAAUUUGGCGUUAUGGACAACUCGAGCACUUAACCCCGAUCAUUGAUGGCCCAUACGUUGAGGCAGAUGGUGAAAAAAUAUCUUUUAAUGUGAAUGGAAAGAAUGCGAAAAUGCAACAGAUUGUACGUGAGUAUUUUCAUAAUGAAUAUAGCUCAACCACUCAUUUAUUUCGCUGUAAUCAAAUUUUUAAGCUGUACUGUCUGAGUGGCAUCAAAACAGAUUUUUUUCCAGGACUUCUCGAGUACGAAACAUCAACAGGCAAACUUAACAUUGCUCAGAAAGAAACUAUAGAACGAUCUAGUGAUCAAGUGAUAAGUGAAAGCGAAAUAAACGAUACUUAUGCAGAUACAGAUUAUUGGAAAUCAAUUUUUGAAGAAGAAGAAUCAAGGAUAUUAUUUGAAUGGGAUGAUGAAACGGAGAAUGAUGCAGAACUAAACAAUAGUGAGAAAAAUGAAGAGGAAAAUUAUAAAGAUCAAAGUCAAGACACGAUUGCAAAGAUAUCUUCCGAAGACGAAGGGUUGAAUAGAAAUCUUUUGCCAGCUCUACUUUUUUCAGAAGACUCAACAAAAGAAAGGGACUUAGUAAUUGAAGCGACAAGCUUUGUAAAACAAUCGGAUACGCAAGACUGCACCUUUAACCUUGGAUAUGAACUUGAAGAAGAUUAUGGUAAAUAUGAAACACAAUGUGAAAAAGACUACGAUCCAAAUUUGUUGCCUAUAUUACCAAUCUAUGAAGAAGCACAAAACAAAACAUUAGAGAGGGAAACUGACUAUAAACAGACACACGAUUUUCAAAAUCAUGCAACACAGUGUGAAGAAGAGGAAGAUUCAUGUUUACUUCCAAUAAUACCGAUCUAUGGAGCAGCAGAAAGCAAGGCAGAAAAAAAGGAAGCUAAUUACAAUCAGAGAGACUUUUAUGAAAAUUAUGAAUUAAGCUGUGAAGAAGAGAACGAUCCAUGUAUGCUGCCAAUAAUUUCGAUCUUCGGAGAAACACAAGGCAAGACAAAUGAAAGCGAUAACCAAAUUGACAUUUCAACGUCAGAGUCUACACAAGGUGCCACCAUUGAGGAAGAAAAAAGCGACGAGAAAGACAUGUUUCCUUCCACGAACAAGUUGAUUCUUGAAUGCCUAGACUAUAUGAAAGUGAACUGGGGACUUGAUGAUAAGGAACACAAGGAGGAAGAUAACAGUUUAAACGAAAUAAGACUAGAAAAGAGAAAUGACAAUGUACAACAACCAGGUUCGAACGGAGUAAAUACCGCCAAAGAAGUGAUUGCUGAUUUCAGUGACAGCGAGAAUAUUCGACCUCUAAAUCCUAAUUGGGACAGUACAGAAGAAGAAGAAGAUGAUGAUGAUGAUGAUAACGGAGUUAUGAAAUUCGAAAAGCUACUUUAUGAGCCCUUUGAUGAUGAUAAUGGAUUCUAUCUCGAGCAAACCGAGCAUUAUUCUGGCGAAAGGGAAUCAUAUAAUGAAACAGAAAAGCCAUUAAGGAAAGGAAUGGAGAUAGACAAUCUUCAGUUUAUGGAUGAAGAGAAAAAUAAAACAUUGAAAAUGCAGUUGUGCAUGAGUUUUUUAACUGAACGAUUUCUUCAACCCUAUCAAACCGAAACAGAUAUUCCUUAUGAUGACAAAGAAGCAGAAUGCAGGCAAUAA